Molecule: messenger RNA, 3413 nt
Organism: Frieseomelitta varia
Lineage: Eukaryota; Metazoa; Arthropoda; Insecta; Hymenoptera; Apidae
Gene: homer
Product: homer protein homolog 2
Exons: 7
Coding region: 635-1693 (352 amino acids)
Biological process (GO): G protein-coupled glutamate receptor signaling pathway; regulation of store-operated calcium entry
Cellular component (GO): dendrite; plasma membrane; cytoplasm
Molecular function (GO): G protein-coupled glutamate receptor binding
Source: RefSeq, a predicted model, not a curated record
GUUCCGCGUCGCCGGAACAUGGGAAUGCACCUUGCGGUUCUAGUGACUUUCUCGAAAGAAAGCUACGAGGUUAGCAAUAGCAAACCUUUGGAAAAUCGAUUAAAUCCGGGUAUAUGGUAGAAACUCAACUAACUCGACUAGUUUCAUGUUGUUGCGUGAUCGUUGCCGUUCGCUAUAUAGUUUUGGCCGAUGGCGGCUGUCAACUGGUGUAUCUCCGUCUUUCGUGGAAUUCGUUCUCAUCAGUUUUCCAAUCAUCUCGAAAAUUUCCACUCACAAGUAGUUACCACGCAUCUGCGUUAAAUUGAUUUUCCUAUGAGUCUGUGAAAUUAUCAUUUACAACAUUUGUAUGACAUCGGGCAAAGAAACAAUGGGAUUUAUAUGAUACAGCCUACAUUAUUGUAAUCCCAAAUUGUAACAUUAUUAAAUUUUCAUUGCAUUAAUUUUAAGCGAACAACCAAUUUUCACGUGUAAAGCACACGUGUUUCAUAUUGAUCCUAAGACAAAAAGAUCUUGGGUAUCAGCAUCUACAGCAGCAGUAUCUAUUUCAUUUUUUUAUGAUUCAACAAGGAAUCUAUAUAGAAUAAUUUCUGUUGAAGGAUCAAAGGCAGUAAUAAAUAGUACUAUUACUCCAAACAUGACCUUCACAAAAACAUCACAAAAGUUUGGACAAUGGUCAGAUGUUAGAGCUAAUACUAUAUAUGGUCUUGGCUUUUCAUCUGAAGUAGAAUUAGGAAAGUUCAUAGAGAAGUUUCAGGAAGUGAAGGAAGCCACUAAAUUAGCUAGUGCUAAAUUACAAUCAAACAGCUCAUCCGUUACUCCUGCUACUAGUGCAAAUGUUAGCCCAAUUACAUCAAGAUCUGGUAUGCCAUCAUCGGAACAAGAUCUUAUAGAUCCGCCAAAUUCGUCGAUGAUUAAUUCCAAUGUAUCAGCAUCGAAUAAUCCCAAUCCAAAUGCCAACAUGAUCUCUACUCAAAACAGUGUGUCUUUGGUAAGCAGCAGUCCCUUACCUGGUAGUUGUCAGAAUAAAGUGGAUGAUGAAUUGAAAAAUGCAGUCCAUUCAAGAUCACAGAGUGUUUCUCAGCAGAGUACAGAAAGUCCACAACAUCAAGGGAAAUCAUCGCAACUUAGUUCGACGCAAGGUGGACAAUCGGCUGAAAUGCAGCUUAAAUAUGAGAACGAUAGGCUGAAACUUGCAUUAGCACAAAGUUCGGCGAAUGCUAAAAAGUGGGAGGUUGAACUAACUACUUUGAAAACAAAUAAUGCCAGAUUAACAAGUGCAUUACAAGAAUCCACAGCUAAUGUUGAUGAAUGGAAAAGACAGUUACAAUUAUAUAAAGAAGACAACGCAAGGAUCAAAACCAAGUAUGCAGAUCUAGAAGCUGGAAAAAUAGCAGAAGGCAAUAGUGAAGCAUUAAGGUUGAGAGUUGAAGCAUUAGAAAGUGAACUUAGAACAAAAAAUGAAGAAAUCAAAGCUCUUACUAUAGCUACAAAAAAUAAAGAUUUUAUAGCCUUGCAGAAAGAAAACGCAGAACUUCGUGAAAUGUUAAGGGUUGUUCAUGAACAAUUAGAACUUGCAUUAAGCGCAAAUAAAGUCCAAAAACAAAAUUUGGAUACAUUGAAUGCCAGAUUAGCUGGAUAUAUACAAGAUUUGGUAACUGUACAUCGAGAAAUUACAAACACAUUGCAAUCUUAAGUUCACAUGUAGUGAUGUCUAAGAAUAUUUGUCAUGGGAGUUUUGUAUUUAUGAUAUAAGCGAAGUAAACAAAUGGACGGUGUAGAUUAAUACAAUGGGAAAGGUUCCAAAAAAAACAUGCAUAGUAAAAAAAAAUCUUAAAAAAUAAAUUAAGAACACUAUCUUUAAAUGAUAAAGAUAGAUUGCAUCUCUUUAACAUCUAUUUUAUGUUAAUGAUAACAUUUGAUAUUUUUUCUUCAUGUAUCAUUGUAUGUUUCUCUUUUCGUGCCAUAUUCAUAUUCUUAUUGUAUAUAAAAAUGUGUUCUUUUCUAAUAUCAUUUUACAUAUUGUGUUUUCAUAAUUUGUAUACUUGUGCACAUAAAAAAGAAUUUUGUAUGUCGAUAUAAAUGUAGAAAAUACUUUUCUAUUUCUGCACAGACAAAAACGUAUUGUAAAUUUACGUAUGAAUCUAUCAUAUUGUAUUAUGAAAAUAAUUUCAUAAUUAUUUUUACAGAUUAUUUAAUUAAAAUUUAUAGUAUUCUUUAUACAAAUUGUUACGAUCAAAUUUGAUUAAUUGUGCAAAUCAGAUUUAUAUAUACAUAUAUAACUUGUUCUUUCUGACAAUUGUGUUUAGAUGUUCGAGAAAUAAAUUAUAGUUGCAAUUAUGCUGCAAUCAUCAUUAUUAAUGCUAUUUCACUGAUUACUGUCGAUCUUUAGCUCAUUGCUAAUCUCUACAACUCUUACUAUAGUAUUAUAGCUAUUAUUAUGAUUAUUAAUGCUAUUAUAACUACCUCCACUACUAUUGCUGCACUACUAAUUGCUGUUAUUAUUACUCAUAGUAUCAUCAUUAGUGCUACUUCUAAUGUUAUUACUGUUAUUGUCAAUCAACUUGUCAUUAUAUGCCUACAAAGGACUUUUAUGAUAUUUAAAAACAUAAAACAUAUCAAAAAUGUCACAAGAUUUGGUGUGAUACAUGUUUGUCUAUGUUUUUUGGAACUUAGCCCCUUGGAGAUAACAAUAAAAUUCAGUUACCCAUGAACACAAAUAAAAAAGCUGCACAAGUAACAUUAGUAACGUUUAGCGAUACUCAAUUAUGUAGUAUAACUAUUUAAUUCAGCUGUACAUUGUAUCCAUAUUGUUCUAGCACAUAUUAUUUGCCUUUAUCAAUAGUAUAAAAAUAUGUAAAAUUGAAGAGUCUGGCAUGAGCUGUACAGAAUCAUUGAUAUCUAAUAUAAUAUAGUAUAACAUGAAAAAUAUAGAACUCAUUUACAAUGGGUAACUUAGUGGUUUGAACAUGAUCUAAUAUAUCAACGAUGAGAAAAUGAUGUUUUUGAAAUAUUUUGUUAAUUUUCUUAUAAAAACUAUCAAUUUAUUGUUAAAAAAAUUAAUUCAAUUUUUGUAAUAUAAAUGAUUUAUUAUUUAAAUUUUACAAAUAAUCUAUAGCAAUCAAGCCAGAUAUUCUUCAAUAUGUUGUAUUUGAAUAGCAUAGAUUCAUUAGGAAACAAAAUUUGCCCAAGGAUGCUGAUCGAUUGUCUUAAAGAGGUCAAAGUGAUACUUCAUGUAACAAUAAUUUCUAGUAGUAAAUGAAGUGCAAAAUACUAAACAAAGCACUUUUUAUUGUAUUGACAGUAUGUAUGUAUGUACGUAAAAUGUUAUGGAAAUGAAUUUUAAAUUUGAGGAAUUGGAAACAAAAGCCUCGCUUGCCACAUGUGUAAUCCUAAUAAAACAUUUUCAGAUGGUU